This is a messenger RNA of Mycena indigotica, 771 nucleotides long. RefSeq lists its product as uncharacterized. The coding region runs from base 28 to 771 and encodes 247 amino acids. NCBI's taxonomy places the organism in Eukaryota, Fungi, Basidiomycota, Agaricomycetes, Agaricales, Mycenaceae. The record is from RefSeq and is a predicted model, not a curated record. The transcript is spliced from 2 exons.
UUCUUGACGCGCCCCCGCCAUGAGUACAUGACCGGCUUGUUGGAUCUACCUGUAGAGUUGCUCUAUGAAGUUCAACUCCACGCCCUCUCGCCUUCCUUGCCCCAAGUCAACCGCCAUCUACACAUAGUUUUCUCGUCGUCCCCACCGUCCUUCAAGACACAAUACAUCCUACGACAUGUCUCGGACUGUACAUGUCUGCUGGUGACCAUUGCGCUCCGGUUUCCAAUUUGCUCGGAACACGUCCUCGACAUUGUCUUACCGAGUCAGACUCCGUCGAAGGAUAAUCGUCCAGAAUUACCACGACGGUUAUUCAGGAACCUGGCCCCUCGUGAGCUGCCCUACUCUGAAGACGACCCGCCGCUUCCACUCCUCCGAUUCCUCUUUACGGAUCCACGGGUCCCCGCUCCGGAUGCCAACUCACAUUUGGGGUAUGCGCUCGCUCGGGCAGUCCACGCGGAAUUUAUACCGCUUAUUCGCCUUCUGCUUGCUCGUGGCGCAUCGCCAAGGAACAAGAGCGGCCUUGCGGUUAUGAUAGCGAUCCGCAAGAAAAAGCUGGCGUUGGUCAAGCUGCUGGUCGAGAGGGAAGAGACGGACGAAUUGGGACGACCGCAGAGGAACGCAAAGAAGAGAAAGAUGGGGGAUCGUGUUGAGAUUACGCCCGAAAUGCUCAAGACAGCAGUCAAGGCAAAGGCUCGCGACAUAACAGAGUAUUUUAUGCAGGAGAAAGGGUGCAUUCCUGACAUCCAAACCCUGAAUUUGCUUAUGCGCUGA